GUUCUGGGGGUAGGACUAAGCCGGGAGCAGAUCUGGAGAGGAACUAGGGAUGGGACUGAGGGCAGGGCCUGAGCGGCCGAGCUAAAGUUUAGGCCUGAGAUACGGGGGAGGUGCUAAGGUUAAAGUGGAACAAAGAGGGAGGGGCCCGGAAGGAGCUAGGAGGCCCCGGAUGAAGAGCGCCGCAGAAGCUCAGACUUGGGCUAAGACAACGCAGCCUAGAGCAGAGGGAGAGGGGAGACGGGGCAAGCAUGAGGCGGAGUUAAGGGCUGGACUGGGGCGAAGCUGAGAUUGGGGUUUACAGUGACCUCGGCCAAGCUGAGGUUCAGGGUUGGACUUCUGCGUGGAAGAGUCUUGUAGAGACGAAGAACUAGACUGAGAGAUAUGUGGGUCAGGACGACACUGAGGAUUGAAAGGUGGACUAAGGAAAAAACUGAGGACGAUACCAGCUCUUGGGACGAGAGCAGCACCGAUAUAAACAGGUUGCCCAGCUGGGGGAGAGGACACCUGCUGGCUAGUGUGGCGUCCAGCACAGAUGCUUCUACUUUAUCCUCUGAAGGUGAAUUUAAGAGCACUGACAGGUGCUGCUGGAAACACAAGAAGUGUGCCGGGCACAUCAUCCGCCCCUUCUCCUCCGACUGUGUCCACCACGACGUGCACCUGCACUCUCUCAGCCACUGUGACUGUGACUCGAGGCUGAAGGACUGCUCAGAGAAGACGAAUAGCAGCUCUGGAGAUGUGGGCCCAACCUGCUCCCGAGACGUGGACUCAACCUGUUUUGACAUCAUCCAGUCCCCAUGCUUUGAGCUCAUCCCAGAGGAAGAGUGUGUGGAGCGGUUCUGGUACGGCUGGUGCAAGAGCUACAGGCCUGUCUCCGUGGCAGUGAUCCACCACCCCAUCCACCAUGAGUGUGGGGCAGAUGACCUAAACCAAGAAGAGGAGGAGGAGGAGGAGGAGGAGGAAAGCAAGGCUCCCAUCCCAACCCAGGUGGGACCCACCCCCACUGACACCCCCACUGACACAGGCGUGAGCAUGAUCACGGGUGCCCCUGACUCAGCAGCUCCCAUCACCAUCUGGCGUUCUGAAAGCCCCUCUGGGAAGUCCCAGGGCAACAGGGUGAUCAAGAAGAUAAAGAAAAAAAAAGAGAAAGACAAGGAGGAGGAGACGGACGAAAAGGAAAAAGCAAAGGUGAAGAAAAAAGUCAAGAAGGGCAAGUUGACGAAGAAGAAAAGCCCAGUUAAAUCAGAAUCACCUCCAGACUUAAGCCGAUCAUUAAGCCCAAGAGAGUUGGCCAGGAUGUCAGAGUCCAGCCCAGACAGCCGGCAGGAUCUGGAGAGUGAGGACAGUUACAAUGACCCUGGGCGGGAGGAACCCUCCAGCGAGGAUAUUGCGGAGUCUUCAUCACCCAGGAAGAAAGAGAAGAACGGGGUCCAGGUCAAGAAGCCCGGCUUGAAGACCUCACCAGUCAAGAAGAUCAACAAGAGGAGAUCUCCCCCAGCAUCAAACCCCAAUCUCAGUUGAGGCGACCAGGGUGAAGAAUAAAUGCGAUCAAGCCUGUAGCUGACCCCCUGCUUCUCUCUCCCUCCAACCUGGCUACUUGUGGGGGCAGGGGGCGGGCUCUGGGCAUGGCUGGACCAAGGGCUAAGGGGCUGCGGGAGUUUCUGAAGGGUGGUCCGUCUUUCAAGAGGUCCGAGAAGGCAGGUGGGUUGGCAGGGAAGGGGCAGAGCCUGUUUCUCUGUAACAUCCUAGGUCCAGGCACAAGUGGGUGGGAAGGCGACUUCCUGUCGACCAGGAGACAGGUCUGUGUGAAAUUGACCUGGUGACGGGCAGUACUGUGUGCAGUGAUACCCCUAAUAAAUUGAACCUUUUAACCCACUCUGU
This is a messenger RNA of Capra hircus (goat), 1878 nucleotides long. It is a transcript of the gene PROCA1, whose product is annotated as protein interacting with cyclin A1. Gene Ontology annotation, molecular function: A2-type glycerophospholipase activity. The coding region runs from base 382 to 1518 and encodes 378 amino acids. The record is from RefSeq and is a predicted model, not a curated record. Gene Ontology annotation, biological process: phospholipid metabolic process; arachidonate secretion. The transcript has 5 exons. NCBI's taxonomy places the organism in Eukaryota, Metazoa, Chordata, Mammalia, Artiodactyla, Bovidae.